Branchiostoma belcheri (Belcher's lancelet) is the source of this 10307-nucleotide messenger RNA. Its product is annotated as mucin-2-like. Gene Ontology annotation, molecular function: protein binding. Gene Ontology annotation, cellular component: extracellular matrix. Bases 69 to 9455 code for a protein of 3128 amino acids. Lineage: Eukaryota; Metazoa; Chordata; Leptocardii; Amphioxiformes; Branchiostomatidae. The record is from RefSeq and is a predicted model, not a curated record. The transcript has 57 exons.
GAGGUGCAUACUGCCGGGCCUAUGGUGAUCCUCACUACCAAACCUUCGAUGGGCAGAACUACGAUUUCAUGGGCAUCUGUACCUACACACUGUCCAAGUAUCAAAGUACAGCGAGCAACGAUAACCUGAAGCCAUUCAAUGUGGAGGUCAAAAACGAGCAUCGGAGGAACAACUUCCAUGUGUCAUACACGGCAGAAGUGUAUGUUGAUGUCAGUGGUCAUCGCAUCACACUACAGAAGGGGAGGAGGGUCUUGGUUGAUGGGGUGUUUACCAGGUUGCCGUACAUGGGAGCGGGUUUCACCAUCCACCUCCACGGUCGGCAGGUGGUGGUCGUCAUGGACUUUGGUGUCCGAGUGGCUUUCAAUGGACUGAACAUGGUAGAGGUGUAUGCACCUCCCCCCUACAUGGGGAAACUUGUGGGGAUGUGCCAAGACUUUAACAUGGACAAGAGUAAUGACCUGAUGAAAGCUGAUGGCACACCGGCAGUCAGCUCCGCAGACAUGGGCAACAGCUGGAACACUGAUUCAGAGUGUAGAGAGAUGGAGGAUGAGUAUGUGUUCAACUGUCCUGCCAGCAUCGAGCGACGUGUGAAGGACAAGUGCAACGCUCUGCUAGACCCUGACUUGGAGUUCUCAGCCUGCCACUUACUUUUGGAUGCUCAGAUGUACACUCAGAACUGCAUAAUUGACAUGUGUGAAGAUGAAAGUGAGGAGCAUCGGUGUGACAGCUUUGCCACCUUUGCGGAGGACUGUGCAGAACAUGGUGUUGUUAUUGACUGGAGAAGUGCAACAGGGUGUGACUCCCUUAUGAAAUGUCCAGAAAACAGUACCUACAGUACCUGUGUGAGUCCCUGUCAGGCAACAUGCCGUGACAACAACCCUGCAGACUGUGCCGGGGAGAGGUGCCUGGAAGGCUGUCAGUGUAAGGAGGGAUAUGUGCUCAGUGGGGAGACGUGUGUGCUGCCCCAAGACUGUGGGUGCUUACUGUCUGAUGGGCGGUACUAUGAGAUAGGAGACAGGUGGGGAGAGAUCCGGACCCGUGGAGACAUCGGGGAGACGAGAGAGUGCGAGUGUCGCCGUGGAGACCAGGGCGCAGAGCAAGUCUGCCUGACUGUCCGCUGCCAAUCACCAAACACAUGGACCCUGAUGGACGGAGUGCUGGGGUGUCACUGCCCAGGCUGUUUAGAUGAUAAAACUCCUGUCCUGACGGUCAGUGCUGUGCAAAAUUACUGUGCAGCCUUUGGUCAGUCCCACUAUCAGACCUAUGAUGGGAACCUGUUUGACUUCCCCGGCACCUGCCAGUACCUUCUGACUGGAGACUGUAAGGCAGAGUUGUUUCAGCUGCUGUUCCGAAGUGACAUGGACUGUGUUACCCAUGAUGCACCAUGCAGACAUGAAGUGCACCUCUACAUGCCUUCCUUGACCUCUGACCUGACAUUACAGCAGGACCAUGUGGUCACCAUGGGCAACCAGACAUUGUCUCUACCAUUUGUAGCUAGAGGUCUGAUGGUUGAGAGAGUCGGAGAUUACGUUCGAGUAGCGAUCCAUCCAGAAAGAAAGGCUGUUGUUUAUUGGGAUGGCUACUCCAGUGUGUACGCCUACCUGGACCCCUCACUACAGGGACAGAUGUGUGGGUUAUGUGGAAACUCAAAUAGAAACCCUGAUGAUGAUUUCACACUGCGAUCAGGGGUUACUAUGUCCAGCCCCAUAGCUUUUGGGAAUAGCUGGAAGAUGACAGAGGUGGAUGAGACCUGUCCAGAUGUGCCAUUCGAAAAUGUUGGUGCUUGUGACACACUGACAACAGAAGAUCUCGCGGAGAUUCAGGAAGUUUGUGAUGUUAUGAAGCAACUGGAGUCCUUCCAGCCCUGCCAUAAGGAUGUUGAUCCCUUCCCGUACAUAGAGACUUGCAAGCUCGACAUGUGCAGAUGCAGCAAUGGCAGCAGAAAGGACUGCAUGUGUGAUGCCCUGACCCAGUACUCACGUGCUUGUGCUGCCCAUGGGAUAUCUCUGAACUGGAGGCAACCAAAUUUUUGUGGUAAGGUCUGCCCCAGUGAUAUGGUGUAUGAUGAAUGUGGCACGGCCUGUCCUGGGACGUGUCAGAACCCUGAGCCUGAUGAGGACUGUAAGGACAGAUGUGUGGACGGCUGCCACUGUCCAGCUGGGGCCCUGUGGAAUGGCACACAGUGUGUGGGGGUGAAGGACUGCCCCUGUGUGCACCAAGGAAGGAACUACAGACCCGGGGACACUAUACACCAGGACUGCAAUGUGUGUACCUGCAUGGCCAGGAAGUGGAUCUGUACUGAAAACAUCUGCCCAGCUACCUGCAGUGUCCAUGGUAACCUACACUACAGUACAUUUGAUGGGAACCACUAUGAGUUUGGCAGUGCUUGUCAGCAUGUUCUGGUGAAGACUGACAAGUUCACUCUCAUUUCCAACAACCAACAGUGUGGAACAGACCCUAAAACAGCCUGCACUAGAUCUGCUACCCUAUCUAUACAUGGUGGAACUGCAGGCAGGAUCAGACUUCUUCAAGCAGGAUCUGUCUCUGUUGGAAACAUCUCAGUCACCCUGCCAUACUAUGGAACUGAAUACACCAUCUAUCAACCGUCAUCUCUAUACGUGGAAGUGAAGACAACCUUUGGCCUGACUGCCCUGUGGGAUGGCAGGACAAGUCUCUAUGCCACAGUUACUGCAGAGCUGUACGGUAAAACCAAGGGUCUCUGUGGGACGUUCAAUGGGAACCAGCGUGAUGACUUCACCACCCAGAGUGGGGUCGUGGUCGGCUGCCCUGCCGAGUUCUCCUCAUCGUGGAAGGUCUCACACCAAUGUCCUGAUUCCUGGCUAGAGAGAGGGCUGAGUCCCUGUGCCAUCAAUACCCAACGUGCACAGUUUGCUGCAGAACAAUGUCGCAUCCUGCUGGGUCCUCUGUUUGCACCCUGCCAUGACCUGAUUGACCCGUCACACCAGAUCGCCCAUUGUCAGAAUGACGUGUGCCAGGGAACUGACCCGACCACCUUCCUCUGUUCAUCUGUUGCUCACUACGCGAGGGAGUGUGCACAGAAAGGGGUUGUUAUUGACUGGCGGCCAGGCACACUCUGUGCUGUGGAAUGUCCCACAAAAGUGCAGGUUUGGCAGGAGUACAGCUCCAGCUGUGAAAGCAGCUGUCGCCAGCUGUCAGAACCUAUCUCCAGCUGUACAGCUGUGGCUGGCUGUAACUGUCCAUCAGGACUGUACCAGUCAGAGGAUGGGUCCUGCGUGCUAGCCAGCGAGUGUCCAUGCUUCCACCAGGGAGAGGUUUACGAGGCACAAACUACAGUAGAGUUUGCUGAUACAUACUCCAGAUGCUCCUGUGAAAAUGGUGUGAUGUCUUGUGAAGUGAGACCAAUUGAGAAGGAAUGCUUCAAUGAGACUGUGUACUUUGACUGUGCCGACGCUGGAGAUGGUGAGUUUGGGCUGGGAUGUGAAGCAUCUUGCAGCAACCCAGCAAUGGACUGCCCGCUGGACAACAGCUGCAUUUCAGGCUGUGUGUGUGCUCCAGGCCUACUGAGGCACCAGGACAGGUGUGUACCACGGCAGGACUGCCCAUGCUGGUACAGUGGACAGGAGCAUCAGCCGGGAGAGUCCAUCUCUGUGGACUGUAACACAUGUACCUGCAGCCAUGGGUCCUGGAGCUGUACAGAGCGUCGCUGCAUGGAGACGUGUGCCGUGUAUGGAGAGGGCCACUUCCUCACGUUUGACGGCAGGCGAUACCAGUUCCAGGAUGAGUGUAACCAUAUCAUUGCCCAGGACCACUGUAAUGACAGACAGGGCACGUUCAGCAUCCAUGCAGAGAUGCUCCCCUGUGCCUCCAGCAGUGGCCCCUCCACCUGUGGCCUGGCCAUCACAAUACGAUUGGAGUCUGGCACAGAGAUCAAAAUGACACCAAACAAGCCUCUAACCAUUGACUCAGCCGAGGUGUCAUCUCUGCCGUACAUAACUGACAGGUUCAGAGUACAAGCAGUUGGCGCCUUCAGUGUUCUUCACAUAGGGACUGACUUGCAAGUCAUGUGGGAUAGCAGAACUCGACUGUACAUUCGAUUGCCACCAGAACAACGGGGAAAAGUCUGCGGUCUUUGUGGGAACUAUGAUCUGAACCAAAACAACGACUUCACAACACGGGAAAACGUUGUAGAGACAUCUGUUCAGCUGUUUGCGAACAGUUGGAAGACUUCCACUACUUGCCCAGACACAGUACAGCCUGCACCCAGCCCAUGUGAGAACAAGCCUCGUGAGAUGUGGGCCAGGAGAGAGUGUCGAGUACUGCUGGAUGGUGUGUUUGCAACUUGUCAUCACAAGAUUGAUCCCCAGCCCUUCUAUGACGCGUGUGUGUCUGACUCCUGUGCCUGUGAUGGGGGAGGAGACUGCCACUGUCUGUGUACAGCUGUGGCUGCGUACGGAGAUAUGUGCAACCUCCAGGGGGUACAUGUUCGAUGGAGGACACAUGACUUUUGCCCUACACAAUGUGAGGACUUCAACCAGGAGGAUGAGUGUGAGUGGCACUACGACCCGUGUGGUACUGCCUGUCCUGCCACUUGUGAAGACUGCCACCCCACCGACUGUGACUUGCCUUGUCUGGAGGGUUGUCAUCCAAAGUGCAAGAAUGGAACAGUUCUCCAUGCUGGGAGAUGUAUCCCCCCAGACCAGUGCCCUGCCCACCCCAUUGUGGACAAGACUUGUGGUCCCUGCUGUAACAAGACGGCACCUGUGGAUGAGUACGGCUGUCGCUAUGCCGACUGUGUUUGUCCAACGUGUCCACCGGUGACCUUGUGCCCGCCGGGGCAGGCUGUGAGAUCUAUAGAUGAAUGUGGCUGUGAACGUGUCAGCUGCCGCUACUGUGUCCACAAUGGCACCAACUACAAUCUCAUGGACACAUGGAUGGUAGGAGAAUGUACAAAGUGUGAAUGUACAGCAGAGGUCGAUCCUAAGACAGACAACUAUGUUGACAGCUGUGAACCGGUACCAACUUGCAUAACUCUCAAAAAUCCAGGGUGUGUAGACUCCCAGGAACGUAAAUGGAAGGUGGGGGAAGUUUGGGAGGAGACCCCAUGCAAGAAGUGCACAUGUAAUGCUGAGAACAAUGUUGUCUGUGCCUGUGACUACAGUAGGGAUGGCUGCAGCACCCCCCUCCCCACAUGCCAACAGUGUGAGAGGCCUGAGAUGAUAAAGACAUCCCAGACAUGCCAGGCUGACUGGAAAUGUAGCUGUGACCCCGAGUGCUGCCCAGACAAACCUCACACCUGCCCUCCUUGCCACGAGUACCACAAAGCCCAGGGUCAGUGUUGCGGACAUUGCAUUGCCACUUCUUGCUGUGAAACAAAUUUGAAUGGAGAGGUUUCCAGCCAUCCAAUCAAUUCAACAUGGACACUUCCCACCGACUCCUGCCACAUCUGCACCUGCAGCAGCAGUGACGCAGGUGUCUUUGCCUCCUGCCUCAGAACGCCAUGCACAGAAUACCAGCUGCCUCCCGGCUGCCCAGCUGAACGUAUAAGGGAGGUCCCCACAGCUGAUGGGUGCUGCAUCAUGUCACAAGCUGUGUGUCCAACUAGUUCCAAGACUUGCCCCCCAAACACCAUUGCCACGACAGCACAAGACGAGUGUGGCUGUAGUGUCAUGACUUGUGGAUGCCAGGAGGAGCCAGUCUGCUCAUGGAGCCCAUGGAUGAACUCAGAUGUACCGUCCAAAAAUCCACCUGAUGAUGAUGAGACGUAUGAACACCUGCGUGCAGCUGGUCUGGAGUUCUGUUCCCAACCACAGGACAUCCAGUGUCGGAACAGUAAGGCACCUGACUUCCCCUUCGACUCCAUCAAACAGGAAGGCGUGGAGUGUGAUGUCAACACUGGGCUGCACUGUCUGUCCAACAAUAUCCCGAGCAUCUGGGGUCCGGGCACAUGCUAUGACUACUCCGUGCGUGUCUACUGCUGUGAAUCCCCACAAAACAAGUCGUGUGUGGACAACUCUGGACAGCCAAGGAAAAAUGGAGAGACGUGGUAUGAUGCGGAGGACCGGUGCAAAAGCACACUGUACAGCUGUAACUGUGGGCACAUCUCCAUGGAGAACACAUUGACAUGUCCAGAGGUGCAGACACUGACAUGCUUGAAUGGCCUCCCACCUGUCAAUAUUGGAGACUGUUGUCCCCAGUUCACCUGUCAAUGUAUUUGUCGGGGCUAUGGAGAUCCACAUUACCUAAACUUUGAUGGGCAGUACUACAUGUUCCAAGGGGAUGGACAGUUUGUGCUCGCUCGGCUUACAGGAACCCAGGAGGUUGAGAUAGUUGCUGAGAAUGGGGAAUGCGACCCUCCUGCUGGAAAUACAACCUGCACAAAUGCCGUCAUUGUCAAGUACAAGGGACACGAGGUCUCCUUAAGGCCAAGACAGAAGGUAUAUGUCAAUGAAUCAGAAUGGAGGCUGCCCAUCACCUAUGAGGGGAUGACUGUAGCCACCAAGGGGUUUGAACUGGUACUGCAGAUCCCAUCUCUGGAGGUCACAGUGACUUAUGAUUGGCUCAGCAGUGGGUUCUUCAUCCUUGUGCCUCCCAAGUUGUUUGGGAACCGUACAGAGGGCUUAUGUGGUCGUUGUGAUAACCAGAAGACUGAAUGCAAUGAUUGUGAGUGUCUGCACCAGUACAAAGUCCCCAACACAGGCCGGGUGGAGACAUCCUGUGUGCCUGUGCCUGAGUGUGCCAACCCACCACGCCACAGUAGCAUCUGUCAGGUGUUACAAGAUCCAGCUGGUCCAUUUUCAGCCUGCCACGCCCACGUUCCUGUUGAGACCUACCACCAGGCAUGUGUGUAUGACACACGGCACUGUGCUACUGAAUGUAGCGCCCUGUCUGCCUAUGCCUCUGAAUGCUUGCGGUUAGGAGUUUGUCUGGAUUGGAGGGGCAUUGGAAACAAUUGCUCUCUUAGCUGUGGCAGUGGUGCUGUUUAUAAAUCCUGCAGCUGUGAACAGACCUGUGAGAAUAAGGACAAUGCUGGCCAGCCUGACUGUCCUGCACCAGCUGAAGGCUGUUUCUGUGAGGAUGGGCUCGUGCUCCAUUCACAGACUGGGACUUGUGUGACUCCUGAUACAUGCUAUGGCUGCGUGGAUGAGUACAAUAAGCCCCGUAGACUGGGCGACUGUUGGACUCCCUUUGGUAACAGUUGUCAGUUGAUCUGCUGCACUGGACACAACCAGCUGACCCACCAGAACAAGACAUGCCCGGCUCAGCAACAGUGUGGCAUCGGCUUCAGGACGACUAUACUAGAGAACUCCUGCUGCCGUGAAGUGCAGUGUGAUCAGAUGGACGACGUCUGCAUCUACAACAGCCUGACCUAUCAGGUGGGCAUCUCCUGGAGUGAAGGCAUGUGUGAGACAUGUCAGUGCACUGAGGACAUUGACACGGACACCCAGUUCCACACGGUCAGCUGUCGCAGGAAGGACUGCCCACAUGUGGACGUGGCCUGCCCUGUGGGGUACACACUGACCACCAGUACUGACCAGUGUGGCUGCACACAGGUCAACUGUACCCAAAAACACGUCUGUGUGCACCUCAACCUAGAACACCAGAUUGGAUCCACCUGGAAUGAAGGGCAGUGUAAGCAGUGCACCUGUCAAGACACACGAGACCUUGGAACUGGUUUUCACCUGGUGGAGUGUGUGGACCUGUCCACCUUGUGCCCAGUUGUGGAGAAGUCCUGUCCUAUUGGCUACACCAAGACUGUCCUGUUGGACCAGUGUGGUUGUGAACAUGUCAACUGUACCCAGGAGCCUGUCUGUGUGCGUGGAAAUAUCACUUAUCAAAUUGGGUCAGUAUGGACUGAAGGUGCCUGUUUGGAGUGUAUGUGUAUGCCCGAGUUAGACCUGGUCACCAACUUCCAAGUCACCCAAUGUAAGCUCAGACCGUGUCCUGCUGUGGACAUGACCUGUCCUGUUGGUUAUGACCUGAGCAUCAGGCAUGACGAGUGUGGCUGUGGCCAUGGAAACUGCACACGAAAAGACGUGUGCCUGUACCAGAACAUGGAGUAUGGGGUUGGGACUGUGUGGACUGAAGAACCAUGUGCUAAGUGUGAAUGCACCCCAGAUGUGGACCAAGCAACCGGCUUCCACAAAGUGCGGCGCUCUAAACGUCGGACGGAGUGCCCUCAGACACCCGACACUUGUCCUGUUGGCUACAGUAAGGUCACGUCUGUUGACGAGUGUGGCUGUCAGCUUGUCAACUGUACCCAGGAGGAAGUCUGUGUACAUCUGGGUGCUGCAUAUCAGAUUGGGUCUUCCUGGAAUGAAAGACCCUGUGAGCAGUGUCAGUGUACGAGUAACCUCGACCCGAUCACACAGUUCUACCUGGUACAUUGUGAGAAGCACAGUUGUCCUUAUGUGGAGGAAAGCUGUCCCAUUGGUCACAGUAUUGCCAUCACAAAGGACGUAUGUGGAUGCAGCCUUGUCAACUGCACUCGUGACAAAGUCUGUGUGCAUCACAACACAGAACAUCAGAUUGGCUCGACAUGGAACGAGGGUCCCUGUGAGCGAUGUGAGUGUAUGGAGGAAUGGGACAGAGCCACUGGGUUCUACUAUGUGGAGUGUGUGGACCUUUCAACGUUGUGCCUUCCUGUGGAGAAGUCCUGUCCUAUUGGCUACACCAAGACUGUCCUGUUGGACCAGUGUGGUUGUGAACAUGUCAACUGUACCCAGGAGCCUGUCUGUGUGUACCAGGAUACAGUUCACCAGGUUGGUUCCAGAUGGAAUGAUGGCCCAUGUCAGCUGUGCCGAUGCACAGCACAGAUUGACACAACAACUGGCUUCCAUCACGUGGACUGUCUGAACAGGACAAGCUUGUGUCCUGACCUGCCGAUCACGAGCUGUCCUAUCGGCUACAGCAAGACUGUCCACGUGGACGAAUGUGGAUGUGAGCAUGUCAACUGCACUCGGGAGCCUGUCUGUGUGCAACUUAACAUCACCUACCCAAUUGGUUCAGAGUGGACUGAUCGGACUGACCAGUGCAGGACCUGCUCGUGUGCCAUGAUGAAUGGACAGCCAGUGGAACAGUGCAUGUCCCGACCGUGUCCGGCCCUCAUUCCCCCGAAAAACUGCCCCUUGGAGUUGCUGAAGGAGGUCAAUACUACAGACGGCUGCUGCAAGAUGUACGAUGACACCAACUGCAGGGAAAGCUGUAAAGUGUUUACCAAAGAGGAGACCCUGCAGAUUGACGAGUGCACCAGUGUUGGCUUGGUCAACACCACAUGGUGCGAGGGAAGGUGCAGGUCCAGUGUCACAUACCAAGCACACGAUAUGAACCAUGAGUGCACGUGCUGUCAGGACAAGGCCUGGACGGAUGUGUCUGUCCCCAUGCAGUGUACUGAUGGCACCUCUACUACGUACAACUAUCGUCAGAUAGAUGCCUGUUACUGUGACACAUGUCAGGAGGCAAAGCCCUCUACUUAAGCCAUGCAGCAUUCCCAGAUCAAUCUUAUCAAACGUAGUCAUCAUUAUCAUCAGAAUCUUGUGGUACCAAUACUGCAACAAAGACAGGACUACAUGUGGUUAGCUUCAUGUUGUAGGUGACAUAAAUGUAGUAUUAGUAGUGAAUGAAUAAUAUGCUUUCUCUUUUUUAAGAACAUUUCUAAGUCCACUAGGAAAAUGCAUUGCACUAGCUGCAUGAUGUUAUUGUAUUGAUGUUGUAAGACAAAGCAACAAGAGUGUUGACUAUUUUCUCUGUAUGUUCUGUCUUCUGCCAGAUUUCAAAAUUUAUUGCCUUGUCAGAACCAUGCUUUGUAGCAUACUGAAAAUUUCCCCAGAUAUUACAAACAAAAAUAUGAUAUUUCACUAUCAAUCAAAUAAUACUUUACACAUAACAUACUGAUUACUGCUAUAGCAGUCAGUAAAGACCAUUACUGGCAAAUUGUCAGGUUGUAAUAGUGCAUAUUUCAGGCCCGAGACAUAAUUUUUUGGCUUUCUUCAAUAUACAUGAUUGUGUAUAUACUUCUACAGCUUUACACCUGACUGCAAUACAUUAAUGGCUAUACCAAAUCAUUAUGAGGAUAUGUUUCACUAGUUUACCUUCUGUUCACAUACAUCCUUCCACAUUUCUGUGAUUUUACAUAGUCAAAAUUUUUGCUAUGAUAAUUCUUAUAUCAAUGUUUAGUUCUUGGAUUGUACUAGUAAAUGUACAUUGUGAUGCAUAGACUUAAGGUCAAAUGGUAACCUAUCAAACUGUGUUUAAAAGCCAUGAUUUAAGCAUGAUGUCUCACUUUAAGACUACAAUGUGUCAUGAAAAAUAAUAAUUCUUAAAAGUGA